This is a messenger RNA of Telopea speciosissima, 1788 nucleotides long. Its product is annotated as multicopper oxidase LPR1 homolog 1-like. The record is from RefSeq and is a predicted model, not a curated record. Gene Ontology annotation, molecular function: oxidoreductase activity; copper ion binding. The coding region runs from base 1 to 1788 and encodes 595 amino acids. Lineage: Eukaryota; Viridiplantae; Streptophyta; Magnoliopsida; Proteales; Proteaceae. The transcript has 4 exons.
AUGGAUCAUCAGAGAGAAAUCAACAACACUACAAGAAUGGGAGGUAUCAUCAGAUUGUUACUUGUUCUUAUACUGUUAAGUUUGACGAUUUGCACAUCACUAUCAACGUCUGCAUCACCUCCAGUUACUGGAGCAACCCUUCAGAAAGUAGCUGCUUCUCUGAAAAUGUUUGUUGAUCAACUCCCACAAAUUCCAAAGCUUUUUGGUCAUUCAAUGCAUCACGGCUCACCAGCACCUGGACAUCUCACCAUAGGCAUGUUCCAGAAGAAAUGGAAAUUCCACCGUGAUUUACCUCUAACGACAGUCUUCGCAUAUGGCACAUCGGCAAAGACAGCUAGCGUACCUGGGCCAGCGAUUGAGGCCCUAAAAGGGGUACCAACAUCAGUGACAUGGCAAAACCACCUUCCUCAGAACCACAUCUUCUCAUGGGACCCAACCGUCACCACCGCCAUCCCUAAGCAUGGUGGGGUUCCAACGGUUGUCCAUCUCCAUGGUGGCAUUCACCCACCACAAGAGGACGGUAACCCACUCGCCUGGUUCACUUCACAUUUCCGAGAUACCGGAUCCGCUUGGACUCAAGCAACCUAUACGUACCCGAACGUCCAAGCUGCCGGUGAUCUAUGGUACCAUGAUCACGCACUUGGGUUAACACGUGUCAAUCUCCUAGCAGGCCUGAUUGGCCCUUACAUCAUCUGUGAUCCAAAGUUAGAGAAACCUUUGAAUCUCCCAUCCGGACCCGAAUUCGAUCGGAUCCUGAUGAUCUUCGAUCGGAGCUUCUUCAAAAAUGGAUCCAUUUACAUCAACUCAACUGGUGAUAACCCUUCCAUUCACCCACAAUGGCAACCCGAAUAUUUUGGUAAUGCCAUUAUAGUUAACGGUAAGGCUUGGCCAUAUCUUAAGGUCCAACGAAGAAAAUACCGUUUUCGGAUCAUCAAUGCCUCCAAUGCACGAUACUUUAACUUCAACUUAUCCAAUGGUCUCCCGUUCGUCCAAGUGGCAUCUGAUGCGUCCUACCUCAAUUCCCCAGGCCAGACACAAAAUAUACUCCUAGCCCCUGCCGAGAUCGCUGACGUUAUAGUUGACUUUUCAACUUCUAAGACCAAUGAGUCAGUCUUAACCAAUAGCGCACCUUACCCAUUCCCGUCGGGUAGUCCGGUGGACCAGCUGAGCGGAAACGUCAUGAAAUUCAUCAUUGCAUCGGGUAAACCAACCCGUCCGGAUAACUCGAAGAUCCCAACAAGUCUAGUGAAUUAUCCGGUAGCAACAAGAACAGGUGCAGUGAAGACGAGGUAUAUUGUGUUUUAUGAGUAUGAUAGUACAACCGGAAACCCAACCCAUCUCUAUGUUAAUGGGAAAAAGUACAUGGAUCCGGUGACGGAAACCCCGAGAUCCGGCACCACCGAGGUGUGGGAGGUGAUCAACCUGACCCCAGAUAAUCACCCAUUACACAUACACUUGGCCACAUUCCAGGCAAUCAAGACUCAAGCACUGGUAAAUCUCACCACAUUCACCAACUGCAUGACAAAGAAGAAUGAUGCAAUUGCCUGUAACGUGAAAGCCCAUGCAACUGGGAAAUUGCUAACCAUCCCCAACUAUGAGAAGACAUGGAAGAAUGUAGUUAAGAUAGCAUCUGGAUUUAAAACUACUGUAGUCGUCAAAUUUAAUUUGGUGGAGACGAAUUCAAAGUAUCCGUUCAACGUUACUGCUGCACCUGGAUAUGUCUACCAUUGUCACAUUUUGGACCAUGAAGAUAAUGAGAUGAUCCGGCCACUGAAGCUGGUUCUUUGA